GUGUCAACAGGAAGUCACAAGUGGAGCACACGCCCAAUCGCCAACGUUACCGAAGAUGCACGCUUAAUAUAUAUGAAUUGACAACUGGACCUUUUUGUUUAAACAAGGAAGACCAACAGAAUCACAGUGCAUAAUCUGUUCGCAAUGCACCAGACAAGAUAGUACAUUGAGGAGGGUAUUUGGUUGUAAGCUUCUGUAGCAGUGGGUGACCACGUGUUUUGUAAAGCACCAUUCGCUAAAUCGCUUGGCAUUUUGUUUUGCCCGUAUACAUGAAAACAUUACACGGACUAGUCAACCGUCUCGACCAAGGUGUUGGCAUUAUAACGGAUUACUAAAGUAACCUAACUACGUAACGUGACCCACCAACGCUAUAGCUACUGGCUACGGUAGAUAAGACUCGCGACAAUUUGUGGACAUUGUUGAUGUUGACAAAGCUGUGAUGUGUGGCUAAUGGAAUCUUCAUUGCUCUGUCAAGACUCUUUUGGAACAACUUUGUCAUGGCUUUCGCUAGCCUGUUUUCAGGCCCACCAAACGAGGGUCUUCACGUGGCUGAUUGUGUGAGCAGCGUAAGGGAGAAAGCUGGAGAAGAUAAAGCAGCAAUCAAUUAUGAUGGGACUCAAGCCACAAAGAAGAAGAGGAAGAAAAGGAAGAAAAAAAAGUGGGACACAAAUGGAAAGGUCAACAUGAGCACCAUGAACGGACAGCAGGAGGAGCCAGAGGACAGAUGCAGGCUGUGGCACAUCCCAGACCAGGAGCACAGGCCCGGAGUUCAGAGGAAGAAUGAAUGGCUCUGGGAUUACAACAUUGAGGUCAAGAAUUCCCAGUCAGGGAAUCCUCUGAAGCGCAAGCGGAAAGGUGAUGAUCAUGGCGGUCCCAAAAACAAGCGAGAUUUCGCCUCUGAACUGGAUCAGUACCGACGGAUCAGAGAGGCCCCGCCCCCAGCCGACCCACCUUCCCCCUUACCUCAGCAAACAGGGGGACUGUCCCAGACAAAAGAAAAGAUGAAUAUUAGGGGACAAGAGAACCCAGGAAAAACCUGGAUACACAAGAGAAACCGAGCGAUGCCAGGUCCUGGUGGGAGAGGCAGGGGAGGAAGGGGCAGAGGCAGAGGCAGAGGGGGCAUGAGCCAAGGUUCUGGCUUACAGAAUAACAAACCAGAUGGCAGGAACUACGGGAAUGGCCGUGGCCAAAAGGGGGGUCAACAUAAGGGUCAACAUAAGCCUAAAGAGGAGAAAAAGAAGGUCUUUCUUACCGAAGAGUAUAUCAACCGGCAUACAGUGGAAGCCCAGGGACGACGCAUUUGUAAAUAUUUCCUGAGAGGCGACUGCCGCAGAGAAGACCAGUGCAAUUUUGAGCAUGACAUGAAUGUAAAGAAGAUGGAGGUGUGCAAAUUCUAUGUCCAGGGCUGCUGCGCAAAGCAAACCUGCAUCUACAUGCACAAGGACUUUCCAUGCAGGUUCUUUCAUACAGGAGCAAAGUGUUACCAAGGGGAUACGUGCAGGUUCUCCCAUGAGCCUCUGACAGACCUCACCAGAGAGCUGCUGCAUCGGUCUCUAAAUCCUGAGCCGGUGAUGAAAGAAGUACCAGAACCGAUAGAACAGGACUUCUCCUCCUCACCUCUGCCCCCUGUGGCUAAACUCACUGUUGACAUGUCUCACAAUGCCGUCAGUGUCAGGCCAAAUUUCUACAACAGCUCCCCUCUCACAGAAUGCCAGCUCCAGGGAGGCUCUACCCUACCUCCGUCUAGCGGUCUUAACAUACAGGGUGAAAAAAGGACCGUUCCUGUAGGGGCACCUGCCCUGGAGAAAUGUUCCCCAAUGCGUGCUCACUCUCCUGCAGUCCCAGACUCCACAAUGAAGUGGAAUCCAGUGAAGGUCAAUGAUGGGCUCAUCUCUUCACCUGUGGAGGGAGCCUCCUCAGUCCUGCAGACCCUGUUCAUGAACCUUUGCCCGACUCAUGAGGAGCCACAGAACUCUGGUACAGUGACAGGUGUUUCUGCAAGCCCACAUGUCAGUGAUGAGGGCGCUCUCAUUGCCAAAAAGAGGAAGGCACAGGAUACCGCCCCGACAAAACCAGAAACGAACGUGUGUGACUGGCUAGUUAAUGUUGAGGCACGGUCCAGCCAACAUGAGGCAGAGACAUGCGAAGAGGUUUCAGCACCCUUUUACAAACCGCUCUCCUCUCAGGAUGGGGGGGAAUUGGAUGUACAGGAGGAAAUGAGACUGAGGAAUGAGCCUGCACUGGUGCCCCUACAGCCCAUCCCCGGAAUUGCACGAAGGGAUCCACGUUCUGGGCCCCUUCCAGCCACUAUCACGUUGGCCCUGGCCCCCUUUGCCCGCACAGUAGAGUGGGACACUGAGGAACCAUUUCCGCUGCGACCCCAGGUAGUCACCUCCCCACAGAGUUUCAGCCCUACCCAUCACUCUCAGCGACUCUUGGUGGGCACCCCUGAACACUCCUCCUGCAGCUCAACUCCACCUGAGAACCUGCCUCAGGCAGCAUCUUCUGCUGUGCACAAGUUGCCCGUACCGGCUCUAGCUGGGCUGAUCCACCCCACUUACUCCAGAGGCGGGGUCAAACCAGAAGGAGGAGCGCCUGCAGCCAGGGAGACUCAGUCAAAGGGACAUGUCCUCAAGGGUCUUUUCAAGUCCUUCCUUCCUGCAUGUGACCUCUAGCCCCUCUGUCUUUUCUGUUCGCAACAACCCCUGCCAGUAACCGUGACCUGACCCUACUGCACCCCUCUUCUGCCAUUUGGCUGUAAAUGUUCUAACCAGAGACUGCUGUGUACGAUAAACACACACACGUGUGCACAGAGUAUUUAAUGUUACAGGGUAAUACACUACAGAAUCUGGGAAAGGGCUGUUAUUGACAUUCAUUGAAGGAAACAUUGUAACAGGAAGCAGCACUUAUUUUAAGUUUGGCAGAUAGAUGCUGUUUUUUUAGAGUAUUUUUUUAGUAAUGGGGACAAUCUGCCUAAGCAAUGUGUUUCCUCACUGAUUUUAUUGACUUGUGAAUGAGCUUAAAUCCAGUGUCACCAAUAUAAUAAACCUAUAGGGCUGCCUAACCCUGUCCCUGGAGAUAUAUCUUCCAGUAGGUUUUAACCCCCAAGAGCACGCUCAUUAGAAUCAGGUGUGCCAAAUUAGGGUUGAAAUUAAAACCUUGAGUAACAGGGUUGGGCAGCCCUGAUCUAUACCAUAUAUGGAGGUACUUAACACUGACUACACAUUUGUGAUGUUGGGUUGUCAGUAUUUUGUACAUUUGCUAAUGUGCAGUUAAAGGACAAGGCAGACCAUUACUGUGUAAUAUUUUCUGUUGUCACCAGCCAGAACAAAGCAUCUUUUUAUUUGGAAUAAUUGCUAUAUAAUUUUUUUUUUUUUUCAGGAAACUGAUUCCUACAUUUCAGUGGUAAGGGUUCAUGGCAGUAAAUACAUUCUUAUAGUUAAUACUGAAAAUUUAAAGAGGUGGAUUAAGUGACAGGAAUUUUCUAAAUGGCACUAAUUUUAAAUCUAGCACUAUCUGUAUUUCAAUACAGAAGUACAGAACUAUAGUUCUGUUUAAUUGUGUAAUAUUACAGUACUAACAGUAUUUUGACAGGGCAAGAGGGUAAAUGGUGAAGUCUAUCUUUUUUGUUUCUUUUUUUAUGACCCAUUAGGCCCAGAGCAUCAGCAAAACCACGGUGUGUUAUUUCCCCAUUGUGGAUGCCCCUGGCUUUUAGCAGCACCAGAAGAAUCUAUAUUUUGGUGGGCAAAAUUCAAUUAGUGAAUGACAUCUCAGCUAUAGUGUGAAUAUGGCAUAUUCUUCUUACAUUUUGAUGAAUAGUCCUACUUCUAUUAAAAAAUUAAGUUUAAAUCAAGAAAUAUGCUUGUUCAUAAGUGCAUUCUCUGCGUUUACUUAAAUUAAAAGAUAGGUAAAUUUACAUCUGAUUAUGGAGGUAGUCUGUCUGUUUAGUUGCAUAUUUCUAUAAUAAAAUAAAUGUUUGUGUAUCUUU
Conger conger (European conger) is the source of this 3988-nucleotide messenger RNA. Its product is annotated as zinc finger CCCH domain-containing protein 6-like. The record is from RefSeq and is a predicted model, not a curated record. Gene Ontology annotation, molecular function: metal ion binding; RNA binding. Gene Ontology annotation, cellular component: nucleus. The transcript is spliced from 12 exons. NCBI's taxonomy places the organism in Eukaryota, Metazoa, Chordata, Actinopteri, Anguilliformes, Congridae. Gene Ontology annotation, biological process: negative regulation of DNA-templated transcription. The coding region runs from base 498 to 2675 and encodes 725 amino acids.